Messenger RNA from Leptinotarsa decemlineata (Colorado potato beetle), 3324 nucleotides. RefSeq lists its product as uncharacterized. The record is from RefSeq and is a predicted model, not a curated record. Lineage: Eukaryota; Metazoa; Arthropoda; Insecta; Coleoptera; Chrysomelidae.
UUGCAUCAGAAAACAGAAUAACAGAAUACUGAUAAGUUAUAAGUUGGCGAUCUUCGGUGAAUGAGUUUCAGUAGAAAACAGUGUUAAGUGUGAAUUGUCUUCAUGAGAAAAUCCUAAAAAAAACUUCGCAAUUAUCAAUUUAGUUGACAGCUGCAGGAAAACCCGGAAAAACCUGCAGCACCACAUCAUCUGGAGAUCUUGAUCUGCCAAAGUCAUCUCUUAAAACAAAAUGUAGGGUAUCUCCAGAGGCUCCAACAAAUUCAAUACAUCGCCAGAACACUUCGUGACACGACUAUCAUCAAACCUAAACCACUCCGUUUCGUCUUUGACAAAGGCGUAAUAAUGCCCAGAUUCAACGUCACAACCACAGUGAACAAUGACUGCAUGAAGAUUAUAAUAGUGGUCUGCUAGAUUGAAGUGUUCAUUGAUUUGGAACCUUCGUAAGAGUUUGGUGCUUCCGUCAGAGGUUGAGUCAUGUUUGAAGAUCAUCAGUGUUAUUAUUGGAUUGACUGGUGUCUCAGUCAGUGAGAUGAUUUAACAAUAAGCUUUGCUCAUUACUGGAAAAGCAUGAUUAUUAUCUUCGAGAUGAAGUUGUGUAGUAUCCAGAACUGAGUUAAUUUUGGCAACUCAAAACAAGCUACGAUUUUCUAAAAUAUAUAAAAAAAUUGCAAAAAUUGGUGUAUUUUAUAUGCGACGAAAAGUAGCAUCAAAUGUUCAUUUUCUGUUAAUCUGGAUAUGAAGCAAAAAAUCGUUCAAGAAUUCUUCACUAGGCUAUCAAAGGCCUCGAUAAAUUUUGUGACUGCCAGUUCAUCACAUUUUUGGUUCCAUCAUGGACAAAAUCAAAACGAUAGCGUGUGUUGACACCAGUACUUCCACCAGAGGUGAUGUAAAAUAUUAUAGCAAAGUAAAUUCUCUCAUUAGAGAUGCUUUCAAAAUCAUUACAUGGAACUCCGGUGCAGAAGAAGUAAACAACAAUGUUUUGGAUGAAUAUCAAGCAUGUGGUUAUACUCUACCCCAAGCAUUUUUGGAAAUACUGAAGACAUAUGAUUUCAAAUAUCAGCUUCUAGUAACAACAGACGGGCAAGUAUGUGACCACGACAUUGGUAUAUGCGAAUCCAUACUGCAGAGCAGUAAUAUACUGGACAACAUUGAACACUUCAAGAUAUACUAUAUUGGAGAAGAAGUGCAAAUGAAUAUGAAGUUGGAUAAUUUAUUCACUUCUCCAAAGUUCAACAAAGAAAUUUUCAUCAAUGAGAAAGUUAGUUGUACAGUCGACAUCAACAUAGAUUUUGAUAAGAUUUGUGUUGAAGAUAUAAUAGAAAAGAAUGAUUUCAAAGCUAGUAUCAUCUCUCGUUUAUCCAGAUUUCCCGAAAAAAGAUUACAGCUUCGUUCUGAAGUGUGUAAACUGACCAAAAGACUUUUGAACCAGCUGGUCGACAAAAAUGUGUCCAUAAAAGAAUUUUUCGACAAUAAAGACGUGGACGGGUGUAUAACGUUUAUUAAAAACAGUCCACCAAGCGAUAAAAAAGUUCUACAGCAAAAGAUAUCAGACAUAUUGAACUUGUUCAAGAAUAAUACCGAUAUAUACACGUUGUCACACUUGUCUAAUACUCGCACUUUGCACAAGGUGGACGUGUCAGUUCCUCUUGAAGGGGAGGAUUUCGAAAAUGAUGAGGAUAUUGAAGAGGGUGACAAUGCGAUGUUUUGCGACAUCAUGUUCACCAAAUGUACCCAUUUGUGUCUCUUGAUUAGAAAUCCCAAAGAGAAUAUAAUUCCAGAUUUAAUCAGCAAGCAAAUAUCCAUCCAUCCAUUUUUGACUCUAAGUCAUGAGGAUAUUAUCAAGAAAAUAGUUGAUUUGGUGGAAUACCAACAGAUUGAUCUGAGUAGUUACUCCCAGCUGGAAAAUAAAUUCAUAUCCCCAUUCACGAGGCAUCCUCUCAAAGGCGUCUACAUAUUCAACAGUGGAACUACUGACGAUCUAAACUUCGAGCUCAUCAAGAAAAACAAUAACAGAGCUAUCUCUGUUAUUUUCGGCUCUGGUAACAAACUCCCCGGAAACAAAGAUAUUUGGAAUGUCCUCUUCCUUUACAUUCUUAUGAAGCAUCAUCCCAAAUGGAAGAACGAAUCGGAAAUCUUCAAGAGAGAGAUAAGAUAUAUAUCGGAAAAAACAAAAUCUUUCUUGAGUCUGAGCCCUCUGCUAGACCCUAAUAUAAUAGAUCAACUAAACGUUUGUCUCUGGUACGUUGUAAAUGUAUCCCAUAAAAUAUUCCCAAACUCGUCCAAGAAUAUAUUGAGAGAAAUGGGGGCAAGUUCGCAGAGCUUCCUUGAUUUUUAUUCCGAAGUAUUCGAUACCGUUAAUGAAGAAAUAUAUACUGCAAAUAAAUCCUGGCUCGUCUGGAAUUAUAUGGUGCAACAGAAGUCGGACAGAAAGAAGUUGAAGGGCGAAGUACUGGCUCAAUACCAGAAUCAUAAAGAAAUCAAUGGCUCGCUGGUGUUUUUUUCCGGUCCUUGUGAGAAGAGGUAUGAGUCAUUUUUGAAUACUUUACCCGUUGAAAAAGUAUUGGGGCUGUACAGUAUUCUCUCUGUUCGUUCAGGGAAAUUCGACGAAGUCUAUGUUCCAGAUACGCCUCCAAAUGUCACAAUUGUGAAUAUUCUUGAUACACUCGAGAAUUUUGAGACAUCACAACACGUAGUCAUAUGUUUAAAGACUUGCCAGCUUACUAUAAUUUGUCCAGUGACUGGAAAAUAUUGGAAGGAAUGUGCAGGGAACUACAACGUAAAAAACGCUUCAUAUUUCAGAACUUUCAGGGACUAUUGCAUAAAAAAGAAAAAGUACCCCAGAGACGAGUACGAUUUGAUCACUUAUCACAGUGACAAACAUUAUAAUAGAUGCUCAGAAUUCUUGAUUUAUCCGUCUUAUAUACUAGAAGAAUUUGGAUUAGUUAUGAGAAAAUUCGAGAAUGUCAUGAAAAUGUAUCCCGUUGAAGAGUAUCUUAAAAUAUCGAAUGCGAACAACUCCGAAGUGGAUCGUCUAGUCACUGAAAAUUUAUGUGACUUUGAGUCCUGUAAUCAUCUACGAAAUGUACCGUGUAAUAUCCCACUUGGACAUAGUCGAAACAAGGAUUCAUUUUCAAAGUGACAUGUUGAAGGUUAUACUAGUAUUUCAAUGGGCAGUUUCAGAUCCAUUUCUUGAAUGGAAAAACUCAAAUGACCUUUUAUAUUGGACUUCAUGAUAACAAACGAAACGAACGUUUGUUUGAAGGUGGUUGACAAUGUUUCGUGGUGUAUUUCAUCAGUUCGGACUUCCAUUGUCUAAUAUAAUAU